UCCGGCAGCACGGAACUGGAACCGUUCCCUGCCUGGCCCCCCGGUAUGGAUCCGCCAUUCAGGCACGCCAAGAGCAGAGCCUUCAUCUCCAGCGUGGAGCUGAGCGUGGGGCCGGGAGCCACGGCCGCUCCCGGGGGCACCUCCCGCUGCCAGAAGGUCCCACCGGUGUCACGGCGCCUGGAGAGCCCCGGGAGCGCUCGGGGCCGCGCCGGGAGCCCCUCCCGGGUGUCCCUCCUGCUGCAGGCCUGGGAGAGGGAGAUCGUGGAGAAGACGGGCUCCAGCCCCACCGCCCCGACCCACCGCGAGCACUCAUCCUCCGCCAGCCUCCUCAAGGACUUCACGGCGCACGGGCCCAUCUUCUCGCAGGUCUAUGCCCCGGCGCAGAGGCCCCGGCGCCAGGACGAGCGGGGAAAGGGGGGACCCGGCGGGGAUGGCUCCCCCUCCUCGGCCGGUACCCCCCGCGAGGUGCCGGUGCACCGGGAGAGUUACGUGCACGGCGCCCUCCUGCCCACCCGCCCCACCGAGCGUCCCGUGGGGGCUCCCGGGGACGGUCCCGGUGCCCCGUGCGCUGCCGGGCACAGCCCUGCCGUGCCCAGGGCCAGGCAGGUCAGGGUGCUGCGGACGGGCAGGGACGUGGCGCAGGGACGGGGGGCUCCAAAUGGGACACACGGCCCCAGGCAGGACGGCGGUGGCUUUGCUGUGCCCGCGGUGGGCAGGGAGAGCUCGGCGGGCAGCACAGAGGCCGCUGGGCUCCUGGCUGAGGGAUCCCCCGAGGAGAAGGACUCGGCACAGGCCGAGCCCACGCCGCUGAAGGCAGCUGGGGGGGCCGGUGACAGACCUGGGGACCCGCAGACCAGCCUGGCCAGCUCCUCGCAGUGUCCCUCGGCAGGCGCCGGGGGCCAGGCUGCUCUGCCUGGCACUGGUGAGGGAAGUGUGGCAGAUGUGGAUGGCACCAUUCCAGCCACGCCACCGAGGACAGAGAGCCCCCCAGGAGCUGGCAGCAUCCCUGAGAACCACCCCCCAGAGGUGAGCGAUGGUCCAGAGCCUUCACCCGAAACAGCAGCAUCAGCAAAGGCUGAGAUUGAGCCGGAGGGGGAUGAGACGAUGGGAGACCCCCAGGGCACAGCCCAAGAGGCUGAGAGCAGCCCAGAGCCCCCCAGCGAGCCCCCAGCCCCCGAGAGCCCCCCAGACGCGAGCGAGGAGGACCCCGAGCUGCUGGUGGACAUGGAGAUCUUCGUGGACACGCUGCGCAACAUGGAGCCCUCGGAGAUGCGGAAGGCGCCCAAGGCCCCGCGGCAGCCGCGGCCGUCGGCGCUGGGGCGCUGCGCGGCUCUGCCCCCCAUCCACGAGGACCGCGUGGCCCCCCGCGCCCCCCUGUCCCUGCCCCAGGCCCUGCGGGAGCUGCUGGCGCGGGGCCCGGCGGCGCGGCCUGAGGGGGCCCGUGAGGAAGAGGAGGAGAUCAAGAACCCCUACCUGAGCCCCGAGGAGCGGGCGGCCGCCAGGACCCUCCACGGGGCGCCCAGGGAAGGGUGGGCAGAGGGGGGCUCGCUCCUGGGGACACUGGGGGCAGAUGAAAGUGCCAAACCGGUGGCCGGGGGCCCGGCCGAGCGGAGCGUGCUCUUCCGAGGGAACGUCCUCAAGGGCAUGGCGCUGCUCUCCCACUUUUUGGAGCAGCGGGCGGCUGGAGCCGAUGAGGGCAAGUCCUACUCCCGCCUGGACAACAGUGUGCUCUACAGCCGCUUCGUGUCCCCCGGUGCCGCCCUGCUCGAGCUGCCCGAGGGCGAUGGGGGUUCAGAACUGCCCUGCCCCAGGGACCACAAUGGGCUGGGCCCUGGUGGCCAUUCUGGCCCCGAGAUGGCCAUGCUGGAAGCCCUGAGCUCUGGUUCUGUCCCUCCUGUCAGCGAGGAGCCAGAGAACACCCUGACCCUGAGCCUCGACCACGUCCUGAUCAUCCUCUACUCCGAUGCCGGCUUCGCGGGGCACAAACGGGAGAUUUGGGACGACAUCCCCGACGCCACGUCCUGGGAGCUGUCACACACCAUCUCCAUCCGAGUCAUCCGGGGCGGGUGGGUGAUGUACGAGAAGCCGCGGUUCCGCGGGCGCAAGUGCGUCUUGGCCGAGGGGGACGUGGAGAUCGACAACCCCUGGACGGCGUACGGUGACACCGGGGACACCGGGGACACCGGGGACAGCGGGGACACCGGGCAGCCCCGCGGGAGCCGCCCUUUCCGCAUCGGCUCCUUCAAGCGGGUGGUGCGGGAUUACCGCAGCCCCGAGAUCAGCCUGUUCGCCGGGGAGAACGGCCAGGGAGCCCGGCUCCGCUUCAGCGGCUCGGCCGAGGACACCCGCCAGCGGGGCCAGGCGCUGGCAGCCGCCUCCAUCAUCGUCCACUCGGGCCUGUGGCUGCUUUAUUCCAAGCCUUUCUUUGAUGAUGAUCCCUACGUUCUGGAGCCAGGCGGGUACCCCAAUUUAAAGGCUUGGGGAGCAAAGGAUCCGUCCAUCUGCUCCAUGCAUCCCAUCAGGCUGGGCUGCCCCGUGGUGGAGAGACCUGGUGAGCCACAGGUGCUGAUCUAUGAAGCUGCAGCUUUCCAGGGCCGCAGCUUCACCAUCAGCAGAGACAUCUAUGACCUAAAACGCCUGUCCGAGCCAGCGCUGCCCACCGUGGGCUCCCUGCGUGUCCUGGGGGGCUGCUGGGUUGGCUACGAGAAGGAAGGUUUCCGUGGCCACCAGUACCUGCUGGAGGAAGGCGAGUACCAGGACUGGAGGCAGUGGGGCGGCUACAGCGAGGAGCUGGUGUCCCUACGGCUGAUCCGGACGGACUUCUCUGACCCAGCGCUGGUGCUGUUCGAGGCCAUGGACUUCGAGGAGGGCGCGAGCGUGGAGCUGAGCGAGGCGCUCCCCGACACGCGGCUGGCCGGCUACGGCAGCGUCACGCAGUCCGUGCACGUGCUGAGCGGCGUCUGGGUGGCCUAUGAGGGCCCCAACUACUCUGGCGAGCAGUACGUCCUGGAGAAGGGCGUCUACCGCAACUGCGAGGACUGGGGGGCCACCGACUGCCGCAUCGCCUCGGCACAGCCCAUCCUGCAGGUCAGGGAACACAACCUGCACUUCGUCUCCAAGAUCCUGCUUUUCUCAGAGCCCGACUUCUUGGGGGAUCACGUCGCCUUUGAGGAGGACCAGGAGGCCCUGCCCGAAGGCUUCAUCCCACGCUCCUGCAGAGUGCGUGGGGGCAGCUGGAUCCUGCUCGACGGGCAGGACUUUGCCGGGGAGCAGCACGUGCUGUCCGAGGGCGAGUACCCCACGCUCAGUGCCAUGGGCUGCCUCUGCUCCACCGCCAUCCGCUCCUUGAAGAGAGUUCCACUGUUUUUCUCGGAGCCCUCCAUCUUCCUGCACGGGCUGGAGUGUUUUGAGGGGAAGGAGAUCGAGCUGAACUCCGAAGUGCGGAGCCUCCAGGCCGAGGGUUUCAACAACCACGUGCUGUCGGUGCGGGUCAAAGGAGGGAUCUGGGUGCUGUGCGAGCACGGCGACUUCCGAGGGCGGCAGUGGCUGCUGGACUGCACCGAGAUCACCAACUGGCUGACCUACAGCGGGCUCCAGCACGUGGGGUCCCUCUACCCCAUCCGCCAGAGACGGAUCUAUUUCCGCAUCAGGAGCAGGGAGCUGGAGCUCUUCCUCUCGGUCCCCGACGACGUGGAGGACAUGAAGGCGGGGCGGGUGGUGGUCUCCAGCCUGAGCGAGCAGAGCAGCUCUGUCUGGUACUACGAGGACGGGCUGAUCAAAAACCAGGUGGCCCCCAACAUGAGCCUGCAGGUCAUCGGGCCGGCUGGCAAGGGCGCCAAGGCCGUGCUGUGGUCCGAGACGCGGGUGCCACGUCAGACCUGGAGCGUCGAUUCCCAGGGACGGAUCCGCAGCCAGAUGUUCGAGGACAUGGUCCUCGACGUCAAGGGCGGCCGAAGCUACGACCGGGACCACGCCAUUGUUUGGGACACGGCUGAUGAGCGACCCACGCAGCUCUGGGACAUCCAGGUGCUGUGAGGGGCAGAGGUGCCAUGGGGCAGGACGGGGACGCUCUGCCAGCGCCCCCACACUGGGGCAGGAGGCCUCAGAGCCCACCCACGCUGCAUCCCGAGCACCUCUCUGCCCCAGCUGCUGGUGUGAAGGAUGGCCACCAACCCACCCAUCACGGGGGGACCACCCCACCUCCCUCCCAAGGAGGCCUGAAGGUGGUCCAUGAAGGAUCCCAUGGACACGGCCAGCGUGGGACCCUCUGGAGAGCAGCAGGGCCCCUCCCCACAAGUGUCUGUUCCCCCUGAACUGUAUUUAUGUACGUGUGUAAGAUACAGCCCUGCUUGUCUGGGCCAGCUCUG
Molecule: messenger RNA, 4367 nt
Organism: Taeniopygia guttata (zebra finch)
Lineage: Eukaryota; Metazoa; Chordata; Aves; Passeriformes; Estrildidae
Source: RefSeq, a predicted model, not a curated record